Messenger RNA from Xiphophorus maculatus (southern platyfish), 618 nucleotides. It is a transcript of the gene slirp, whose product is annotated as SRA stem-loop interacting RNA binding protein. Gene Ontology annotation, molecular function: RNA binding. The transcript has 4 exons. The coding region runs from base 26 to 328 and encodes 100 amino acids. The record is from RefSeq and is a predicted model, not a curated record. NCBI's taxonomy places the organism in Eukaryota, Metazoa, Chordata, Actinopteri, Cyprinodontiformes, Poeciliidae.
CAUAGUAGCAGGAGAAGGAGACAAGAUGGCAGCCUCGGCUAAGAAAGUGUUGGAGGUGUUUGUGUCUAAAAUCCCCUGGACUGUAGCUGGCAAGGAGAUGAAGGCGUAUUUUGGACAGUUUGGUCCAGUGAAGAGAUGCAUCCUUCCAUUUGACAAAGACACUGGUUUCCAUAGAGGGUUCUGCUGGGUUUUAUUCUCCACAGAGGAGGGACUAAACAACGCGCUGCAGAAGGACCCCCAUAUUCUGGAAGGAGCAAAGCUUCUUGUUCAGAGGAACAGACGUCCCUUUGAAGGACAGAAGUCCAACAAAGAUGGAGACUUUGACUGAAGCUUGGUGGUUCUACUGAGCAGAUGAGACCAAACAUGUUUUCUUUGUUGGAACGCUUCAUUCCUCCUGCUUUAUAUCUGAAUGAACCAUUCAGACAGAAGCAGGAUCAAUGUGUCUGCAUGGAGUCCAGCUUGAGAAAGAUUUCUUCAUUAUUCAGACUCACUUGAACUGAGCCUAAAUGUUACUGUCAGUUUAUUCACUAAUAAAUUCUGUAUUUAUUGUGAGAAAGAUUGCUCUCCAUCACAUACUGUCAGUUGCUUUAAUCAAUAAAAAUGUUUAUUGCUAUUUUA